AUGAGCGACAUGACGACGAUCCCCCACGCCAAGGCCGCGAAGCCCGGGCCGUGGUGCAACACCGCCCCCACGCUUCGCCAGCGCGCCAAGCGCAGGCGUCACUCCCUCGGAGGAGCUGACGAGCUGCUGGCGCCAAGGUCGCUCACGGACGAGCGGACGCGACCCGCCGAGGUCGUAUCGAAGGACGCGACACCUACGGCAGCGCGGGGCGAAGACGCGGGGGUCCCCACCUCCGAUCUCACCGGCUCGUCACCGCCGGAACCCUCGACAAUCAAGUACAACGAGGCGCCGCGGAAGAAGGCCCCGAAGUGGCUCUACGAGUCGAAGCGGUUCGCGUGGACGGAGCGAGACGAAUUCGGGAGCAUGACCCGUCACGAACCCGUCAACCCUGUCCUUCUCGCCAUCGCACGCGCCGACUCAUCGGUCGCCUGGCCGAGCGAGACGACGUCGCCGCCGGCGUCGACACCGUUCGGCAGAGAACUCCGUAAGGUUAUGGAGAGGGCCGUGAUGGAGAAGGUCAGGCGCGAGGCGGCGAAUAAACCAACCAACGAAUGA
Micromonas commoda is the source of this 555-nucleotide messenger RNA. RefSeq lists its product with no specific name. Lineage: Eukaryota; Viridiplantae; Chlorophyta; Mamiellophyceae; Mamiellales; Mamiellaceae. Bases 1 to 555 code for a protein of 184 amino acids. The transcript has a single exon. The record is from RefSeq and is a predicted model, not a curated record.